Morone saxatilis (striped sea-bass) is the source of this 3150-nucleotide messenger RNA. RefSeq names its product cannabinoid receptor interacting protein 1a (gene cnrip1a). Gene Ontology annotation, biological process: negative regulation of signaling receptor activity. Bases 155 to 643 code for a protein of 162 amino acids. Gene Ontology annotation, molecular function: type 1 cannabinoid receptor binding. The transcript is spliced from 3 exons. Gene Ontology annotation, cellular component: plasma membrane. The record is from RefSeq and is a predicted model, not a curated record. NCBI's taxonomy places the organism in Eukaryota, Metazoa, Chordata, Actinopteri, Moronidae.
CCCUCACAGUUCCGCUCUUAUUUUGAAACGCGUGGCCGGAAGCCCCGCGCUGUCCUGACUCCGGUCCCUCCUCAGCAUCACCGCAUCCUCCGCCACCUUCCCCCCUCGGUACGGGACCUGAAGCUGACCCCGUUAGGAGACUAAAGCCGGGAUAAUGGACGACGUCCCUCCGAUCAUCAACAUCUCCAUCUCCCUGCGGAUCCAGCCCAACGAGGGGCCCGUGUUCUUCAAGGUGGACGGGACCCGGUUCGGCCAGAGCAGGACCAUCAAACUGCUCACUGGCUCCAAAUACAAGAUCGAGGUGGUGCUGAAGCCUGGAAACGUCGAGGCCACCACCAUGAACAUCGGAGGCAUCGUCUUCCCUCUGGAGCAGCAGUCCAGGGACGAGGAGUCGGUGGUUUAUCACGCCCUGUACGACACCGAGGGCGUCCCGCACACCAAGAGCGGAGACCGGCAACCCGUCCAAGUCAGCAUGGAGUUUAACAAGGCGGGGACGUUUGAGACGGUCUGGCAGGCGAAAUACUACAACUACUACAAGAGGGAGCAUUGCCAGUUCGGCAACAAGUUCAGCAGCAUCGACUACGAAUGCAAGCCUAACGAGACGCGGACCCUCAUGUGGAUCAACAAGGAGGCGUUCAACUGAGUCGGCUCAUCCUCCCGCUGUCCACGCUCCGUACACCGAGCAGAGGACACCAGUUGUACCAGGACUACUUUUGAACAUCAGCAUCACAAUAAAAGGACAGCCUCAUCCUAAAGGCAGGCGUCAAGUCAGCGAGGGUUUGGUGUUUGUGUUGUUUUGUGAGAAAGGGGAAAGAAAGAAUAGCUGUUAGCUGUGCUAGUCUUUAAGGGGUUUUUGUUUGAAAGCUUCACUCUGCAAUGAUGCUUUCUGACUUCACGCCAGCAAAAGGGAAUCAUUUGAAAAGCAUUUGGCUAAUAUUCAGAAAUCCUACACACACGUUUCUGUUUGCUAACUCGGCAGGUUUGAUGUUGUUUUCUAUCAAAGGAAACUAAAAGAAGCUGCAGAGUUUAGCUUUAAAGCGGUUGAAGGAACAGUCGGAUGUUUUGUGAAUAUAAAAUAAAAUUCAUCUCAGUGUGUUUCGUGUAGAGAUAUGUCCAGGAUGUGUUCAGCCCAGCGUAGCUCAAAGACUGGAGCACUCAGCUAUAAGGCACCGCAGUGAAAACCAUCGUAACAACCAUUUUCUUACCAUCAAUGAGCGGUUUUACUCAGGUAACGAUGCCGACAUCAUCACUUCUAUCUGCUGCCAAUGCUACAAUCCCAUUGGACGGAUUUGAUUGAACUUCUGGCUACAACACCUGGUAGACUCAAUCGUCAAAGACCCAUUUGUGAUCUUCUGUCUGGCUGUAAUGAUAUAACGUUAAGAUCCAAUAUUCCCACAGACUGUACCAGACACAACCCUAGCCUGCUAUAGCUAGCUAGCACUUUCCACUCCAGGAUAUAGUUGUGGGAAGCUGCUAGCAUCAUCAGAAGAGGAAAACAUACAAACAAAUCCAAAGUCUGAUUUCGUUAUCCAACAAGCGAGUCAGCAAUCCGUCUUGUAGGCAGCUGGGUUUAGUUGACUGUACAGUUAGCACAGAGAUAAAAUCUGGCAACCCAACUAUUACCGCAUUUCCAUCGAGACAGUUUAAGAACUGGUUCGGAGCGAUGCUGAACCUCGAACCAGUUCUUAGCUUUUCAACAGCCAAAGAACCGGUUCUGGUUCCAGCGCAGCACCAAAACUUUGCUGGUCUAAAACCAAGAACCUCUUACAUCAGGGGCAGCUAGCUAUGUAUUUAUUAGAUGUUUAGUGAGCUUUAAUAAUAAUAAUAUUAAUAAUAGUUAUAAUAGCUUACGUUAGAGAUGUAUAGUGACGUAAUGAUGUGGCUCUAUGGUGGUUAAUCCGUAGAAAAGCAUCUGUUUGAACUCCGGCACUAGCACUGAUGCUAAAACCCAAAAUGUCCCAUAAUUUCUGCACCUGUUCAAUAAACAUGAUACAUCACGGGAAACUUUUAACUUUUUUUGGGAGGUGCAUUUGUUCACUUUUUAUGGAGCUUGUCUAGCAGUUUCCACUUGCUUCCAGUCUUUGUGCUAAGCUAGGCUUUAUAUUGGAUCUCUACUGGACUGAAGAGUUAGCCCCAAAAUGUUCCAACUGUUCCUUUAAGGUGGACUAAAAAGAGAAAUACCCCUCGAUAAUUAAAUGUAUCGCAGCACGAGGCGGGAGGAACCGAGCGCAGCAGCUAGGGUUAGCUGAAGACCAGGAUGGAAGACACCUGUGGACGGAGGAAGUAUUUGACCAUAUUUAUUAAAUGUGUGGAUGUGUCCGUGAGAGAGGAGAGACGACGUUUGAGAGCGUGUACAUCAUUGUAAUUGUUUUGACUUUUCUUAUGUGUUACAUAUUCUGUUAUUUAUGGAAAAAUCCACCAAAAACACAAAAACACUGACGAGACAAAACAAGAGAAAUGUAGCAGCAGGAUUUAAGAAAAAGAGGUUUUCUAAAGAAGGAAACAGACAAUAUGAGUUCUUACAGUGUGAAGGGAUGAUGGUGGGUUUCUCCUUUAAAGGGAACGACUGGUGUUACUCUAAAUUUACACAAAAACCAACAACAUGUUCAAAAAGGUUCAGUGAUUUCCUGAAACAGCUGCUCACUUUAUUAAAGAAAAAACAAAACCCAGCGGAGGAGGAACUAUUUUCAGCGGUGGAUGAAUCCACAUAUGGUGCUCUAUAGUGAGAUUGAGUCAAAAUAAACUGCACUACGGCUCAUUGGUGUGUUUUUUAAUAGUUUUUUUUUACAACAGUGGAGCUCAGAGGACAAAGAUACACACAUUGUUAGUAGAUACAUUCACCGUUCGUUUGUUGACAGUAAGUAAAAUGUAGAAUAUCACCAGACUUCUCCUUUAAGCCUUCGGACGCCUCUGUCUGUCUUUUGUUGGAGACGCGAUGCUUCUUAUCGCAGGCUGCUUCACUUUGUGUUACAUUUGUGCUUCAGCGGCUGUUUUUUAUUGUCUCUGUUUCCUCCUGAAGUGCAUGGCUGGAUUCAUUUUGCCAAAUUUGAUCUGUUUGUUAGUUCUUUGUUAAGAUAUCUCGAUGCCUACACCUUGCUGUUUGGUUAUGUGUUGGACUUAAGGAGUAUAAAGUGUCUUUGUGAAUAAAAG